AUGUUUAGACCGUUCAACUUUAUCUGUCUCUGCUGGAUUUCUGUGUCUGUCCUUCUAUAUGGACUUGAAGCUUUUGCUUCUAACAUUUCAACCCAGAUUCAGCUUCCAAAUGUGACUGCUGUUCAAGACCAGGAGGCUACAGGCUGGGAUUCACCAUUUCUUCAGCUGAGAGCCAGUCUGCCGUCCUUCUCGCAGCCAAUCCGUCCUUACACUCUGCUGACAAACACUGAAGAUCAUCACUCCAUGCCCCAACCCAGACAUCGCCGGCCUUCUCGCCUUCUGCGGCUUCUGGGAUCCUCUUUUGACCCAUUCUGGAUGUCCAUAGAGCAGCCAUCUGAGGCCUCUGGGAGUCACAGUAAUGGUCGACUUAUGUUGGGUGGAGACACACUGCCUGCCAAGUUACCCAGCUACGUCAAAGAGAAGUCUCACCUGAAUUCUUCUCCAGAGCUGAGAGAGGCUGCAGAAAAUAAUCGCCGGAAGCUAGAGAAGGAAGCUGCAGGUCUGGACUUCAGUUCUCUGCCCUCAGAUGUUGCCAGUUCACUUCAGUCCUGGCUGGUGCACUCUGCCAAAUGUGAGUUAUACUACCAAUGGAUGGAUCUGGGUCCAGUUUUUUGGCCUCGUUGGUUGCGGCAGACUGAUUGUGAAAGAUCCGACAGAGUGCGAAGUUGCUCCUUUCCCAGUGGGAUGAAGUGUGUGAGAGCUCAGACAACACACAUAAAGAUUCUGGCUUGGCAUUGCCUGGAAAUCAGAGAUGAAGAUGAAAGAUUCAGAAAGACAAAGGGUGAAAGGUAUAAUGGCAGCACAGAAGUGGGAACGAGUGACACAAUGAAAAGGUGUUUAUGGAGACAAGUGCCUUAUCCUGUUGUUACAGCAUGUACAUGUUCAUGCAAAUGA
This is a messenger RNA of Toxotes jaculatrix (banded archerfish), 894 nucleotides long. Its product is annotated as noggin-2-like. The record is from RefSeq and is a predicted model, not a curated record. Gene Ontology annotation, biological process: dorsal/ventral pattern formation; osteoblast differentiation; negative regulation of cell differentiation. Bases 1 to 894 code for a protein of 297 amino acids. The transcript has a single exon. Lineage: Eukaryota; Metazoa; Chordata; Actinopteri; Toxotidae.